UGACAGAACACGCUGCCUAUUGGCUGGCUGAGCUUCGCUGACGCCGCGGCGCAGGCUGGGAGGUGUAGUUCGAGACAGGGGCCGAGUGACGUAGUUCGUGUGCGCCGCUGUGUGUUGACAUCAGGGCCUCCAUGGCUCUAUUUCCAGCUUUUGCGGAGCCUGCUGGUGUUGGCCCGGCUGCUGAUGAUAGAGAGCUCGACUGGCUGAGAAACGAGAGCUUUUGCUCGAAGGACGCACUGUCUCUGCAUCAGCGGUCACUGCAGGCUGAGCCGCCCCCUCGCCCGGAUCCUCCAGUUUCCAGGAGCAGUCCCUCCCCGGCACGCCAGUCCUCUGACAGUGAGGAUGGAUCAGAGGCUGCAAGGAAAAAGAAGAAGAAAAAAAAGAAGAAAAGGAAGAAACACAAAGAGCUGAAAAAGAGGCAGAGGAUGGGCGAUGGUGAUGAAUCGGAUUCCGGCUCUGAAAUAAAGAAACAUGAUUUGGAGACGUCAGCCAGAGGCGCCAGGGAGACCUCGCAGAUGUCCACCUCCGGAGUCCGCUCCAUCUGGCUGGAGGAAGCUCCGUCUGCGACGGCGGAGACAUUCAGGAUGGAUAAGAAAGCUGACCCAGCAAACUGGGAGUACAAAUCGCUGUACCGAGGAGACAUAGCGAGAUACAAGAGGAAAGGUCAUUCCUGUUUGGGCAUUAACCCUAAAAAACAGCAGAUUGUAUGGGAGGGCGCCCCUGAGAAGAAGCAAUCUCACAAGAAGCCAGAGCGGUACCACAGCAGGAGCGCAGUACAGAUGCUCCGGAUCCGGGCAGAGCACGUGGCUUGCGGUAAGGACACUACGGACGCGCCAUCUGCCGGCUUCAUUCCGGUGAUAGACUAUGACCCAGACACCUCCUCGGCCUCUGCUGCCCGCACCAGCUGGGUGAAUCCUCUGGGCGUCUAUGACGACUCCACCUCAAUGUGGCUACAAGGCAAAGGAGGCCCAGAGGACAAGACUCCGCCCGCCGCUCCCAGAGACACGGAACUGCUGGGGAAGGUGGAGGAUUAUAAUCGGAGGAUCCGAGAGAACCCCGGAGAUGUCCAGACGUGGAUGGCGUUCGUCUCAUUUCAGGUAUUUCUCAUCUCUCCUGCAUUGUGCAAAUUCUGCUGCCCGUCUGGGUGCUCAACCUGCGGCCCUCCUGCUGUUGAGAAAAAAUCAUGUAAUACACUUGCUUGCCUGUUGCUGAACACCCUGUUCCUGUUUCCGUUCCUGGCAGAGAUCUUCCUCCAGCAGUGUCACUUCCUGCGGCAGGCUGGCCACUGUGAGAAGGCGGUGUCCUUGUUCCAGGCGCUCAUUGACUUCACCUUCUAUAAGCCAGACAGCGUGAAGGACAUGACCACCAAGGGGCAGGUGGAGUUUUUUGAGCCAUUUUGGGACAGCGGUGAACCUCGAUUUGGAGAAAAGGGGGCAAAGGGUUGGAGCUCAUGGAUGCGCCAGCAAGAGAAAGGAGGCUGGGUGGAUAACUUGGGGUUGGAGGAAGAGGAGGACGUGGAGGAGGAGCUCGAUAUAAAAGACAAGAGUCUUCCCCGUCCUAAGAUCUGGCUGGACAUGGAGAGUUUGCGGGAGGCGCGACAUUUCUUACCAUGGCGUGCGGACCCAGAUAAGCAGACAGAGGAAGACUGCGAGGAUCCCGAGAGACAGGUUCUCUUCGAUGACCUCGGACCGUCUAUGUUCAGGAUCACCAGCCCGGCAUUGAAGUUCCAGUUGAUGAUUUCCUUCCUGCAGUUCCUCGGUGUCCCCUGCGGCUCUCGGCCCCCUGCGGCUUGUCUCUACCUCGCCCUGGAUGAGCUCUCCCUCUUUGACCACGUGCCGGCCGGUGAGAGGUUGGUGACUUCAUUGGAGGCCCCUCUGGCCGGGGUCAGUACAGUCGGUCAUCUCAACACGAUAAGCAGAGGGAGGCAGCAGAUAGGCCACUGUAAGGAAGGUGAGCGCUUCAUACAGAACGUCUUCCAAUCCGCAAUGUCCUUGUUCCAGGGACAAGAGAAGAUGACGCUGUGUGUCUGCUGGCUGCAAUACGAAAUCUCCAAGGUUGUCCAGUGUAUUGGAACACAGAGGAAGAAGCAGCUUAAAUCCCAGGGGAAGAGGAGUAGGAGACUUGCCAAAAAUCUGCUGAAAGAGCCAUGGAACCGGAACAGCCUGGCGCUGUGGAAGGAAUACGCCCUCCUGGAGUGGCUGCUGGGGAACACUGAGGAGGCCAGGAAGGUGUUCGAUGCGGCCAUCAGCCUGGCGGGAGGCAAAGGGUUAAAGGACCAAGAACUCUGCAACCUCUGUCUACUGUAUGCAGAGCUGGAAGGGGGGGUAUUGGACCCUUUGGAGGGGGGUGGGGGGUCUCGAGCGGUUCAUAUCCUGGCCAGCCUAGCAGAAAGUUCCCUUUACAAACCCUAUAAUGGACCUACUCAGUCUAUUACCAUUUUGAAAGCCCGAAAAACCUACGAGCGCGUUCUGCAGGACAGCUUGAGUUCGCCGCCCUCUGCGUCGCUGGUCACCUUAACGGGGUGUUAUGCACUUUUCCAAUACCUCACUGUCAGCAUGGAGGCUGCCGCUGCAGUGUUCAGGCAGGUCACUGGCUCGCUGUCGCCCCCUGCAGCUGGGUGUGGAGAAUCGCAGGACUCGUACAGCCCUCUGCAGGCCGUGAAGCUGAUGCAAAUUCACUUGUUCACACAUCACAUUAAGGUUGGCGUGUGCCCGCGGGCGCCUCUCAGGGACGCGUUGUUGGAUGCUUUACGGCUGUAUCCCAACAACGUCGCCUUGUGGAACUCCUACAUCCGGACUGAGAGCAGGUCUCACAAUAUCAGCAAAGCCAGGAGGUUCGUCGAUGGGGUCAGGAGGACGUCGGAUGCCCUGGAGCCAUAUCUGUUCGCCAUUCGGGCGGAGCAAGAUAGGAAAAAGCUGCAGGAAUCUGUUCAAAGGGUGGACGUGAGAGAGGCGCACACACUAUUCCCAGAGACUGGCUUGUCCAAUCGCAUCAAGGCCUUGUUUGAGCACUGUGUGGUCACGGAGCGGGGGUCCCGAUGUGUGCUGCUCUGGAGGAUGUACCUGCACUUCACGGUUUCUUUGGGACAUGGUGACAGGGGACGAGGUCUCUUCUACAAAGCAAUACAGAGCUGCCCAUGGGCUAAGGUGCUCUACAUGGAUGCCGUGGAGUAUUUUCCUGAGCAGUUGCAGGAGAUUGUUGAUCUGAUGACAGAAAAAGAGCUGAGAAUUCGCCUUCCUCUGGAAGAGCUGGACUUACUAUUAGAAGAUUAAUUAUCCAUGCGUGUUGCAGCAAAAAUCCCUUUUUACAAUAACUUUAUAUAGAGCAAAAGUAUCCUAUUUAUAUAAAAAUAAAUCUACCCGGGUUGUUGUGAUUCAGCAGCUUGGUAUAUGGAAUA
Rana temporaria (common frog) is the source of this 3397-nucleotide messenger RNA. It is a transcript of the gene NRDE2, whose product is annotated as NRDE-2, necessary for RNA interference, domain containing. Gene Ontology annotation, cellular component: catalytic step 2 spliceosome. Gene Ontology annotation, biological process: negative regulation of RNA catabolic process; regulatory ncRNA-mediated post-transcriptional gene silencing. The transcript is spliced from 13 exons. Bases 132 to 3272 code for a protein of 1046 amino acids. NCBI's taxonomy places the organism in Eukaryota, Metazoa, Chordata, Amphibia, Anura, Ranidae. Gene Ontology annotation, molecular function: protein binding. The record is from RefSeq and is a predicted model, not a curated record.